UUUGGCAUUUUUGACAAUGUUAAACUAUUUUAAAAUGUUACUAUUUUUGAAGGAUUAGUGACUUUAUUUCUCUGAUUAAAUCGAAUUUACUGACGUAAGUUUCCAUUUAAUGAUUGAUUUAAAAAUAAAAAAUUCUACUCUAAAAUAUAAACACUUACCGUUUAAGAAAUUUGAAGUAUCACUUUUAAUUUACUUAAUAACAAAGAAAAUAAAAAAAAGUGCUGGAACGUACAGCUCGUGGAAGCAAUCACGCUACGACUAAGGAUAAGAUGUUCACUUAUACCCUUGUUUGAUUGUCGGGUCUCACUGCAAAUCAAUGAGAAUUGAAAAAAGUGGAUUGUCUAGAGUAAAUUUCGUCGGAAGUGAACCUAUAUCCGAUUCAAAGUUGCUAAAGUUUGCAGAAGCCAUUUUACCACUGGGUUUUGAUAUGAUUCUCGACUUUCUACGACGCCUAUUCAACUUUAAACUACCAAAAUCUGAGAUAACGUCUUCCAACUAUGCAAACGAAUUUGUUUGUUAAAACAUAUGGAAAGACAUCGGAGUUUUGGAUAUUUAUACUUGCAAAUCGUUGAAACUACUUCAUUGGAAUACUCUAAUCUUGAGUACUGUCUAAUAUCUUUAAAAGAGAAUAGUAAGAAAUCUUUCGGGAUCGAUUAUACAAUUCAUAAAAUCAGAAUAACUAUUUUAACUUUUAUAUUUAUUGUAUCUUGUAAAAUGCCACAAUGAAAAUCUAAGAAUUUAAGUUUAUUUCUAUUUUUUGCAUUUAAGUCUCUUAUCUAUGAAUAUCAUCUUAUACCAAUUCUUUAUGUUUUAGGUUUCUUUUGCUAAUUCUUCUGUCGUGCCACCGAUUGAAUCUCAGAGACCGGUUUAUCUACGUGAAAUGUUCGAAAUAAAUGUGAUUUUGUGGACAAUAAGCAAAGUUGAGUAGUAUCACGAAUUUUAGUCUCCCAGUUGCACCUGCUGCAACUUCUACUCAUAAACCGCACGCAAUGAAAGUUAUCCUAUCAGCUAUGUGGAAUCGUCGAAUGUUACGAACUCGUAAAAAGUUGGAAGGCAUUGAAGUUAAUGACACUGGAUUUGAACGCUUUCAUUCAGCUCCAACUGGUAGAAUAUUCUUAUUAGAUACAACAGAUACUCAUUUUAACAAUGAUAAGUGGGUAGCUCUUAAAGAUGCUAAAAAUGAAGAAACACCAUUUCUAGCUGUAUCGUCAACAAUACCAGUCGGUGGUGAAACUAGUGUUAAUACUGUUAAUGAUAACAGUCAUAAUGAUAUAAUCAGUUGUGAUGCUUCAAUGGAGCAACAGAAAUCAAAUGAUAUUGUCGAUGGUCAUAAUGAUAAUGUUAUUAUUUCCCAAUGUAGUCCGUCAUCAUUUGAUCUACCUGCUACAUAUUCAUUUUUUCAACAUUCCAGUAGUUCUGCCACUCGAGAAAUAAUCGGAGAAAAUCGCCCACGAACAAGUACCACAGUAUCACCGAUAAAUUUUCGUCCUAGUCCAGUAGUAAUUCCAUCUCUUUCAAGGCGUUUAACUGAAAGCUUAUUGACUCCAACACGUUGGGCUUCAGCAAUUAUCUAUCCGCAUAAAGAUAAUUUUACAGAAGAUAUUUUUCGUAAUAAAACAACUGAAUAUAUAGAGUAUAGACCAUAUUUUACAUAUUGGAUAUCAUUUAUUCAUAUAUUGAUUUUUAUUGCUGGUUCAAUCGGUUACGGAUUUGCACCAAUUGGUUUGGGGAUAACUACACGUAUUGUUGGCAAAGUGUUACUGCCCACAUUGACUAUUGAUCAAGUUUGUUGGAUAGAAUAUGAAAAUUUAUGGAUAGGUCCAAGGCAAACAGAUUUAGUCCGAUUAGGUGCACGUUUUCCGCCUUGUAUGCGAUUCGAUCCAGUAUUACAUGAUUCAGUGAUUAAACGUCAAAAGAAAUUUGAUCGUGCUUCGGGAUGUUGUAUUCGUAAUGAUGGUGGUGGUUGUUAUCAGACGCAUAGAGAAGUAUGCUCUCGUACACUAGCUACAUGGCUUCAUUAUGAAACAGUUAAUUUCAGUAAGCCACAAACUAAAGAACUACUUUCGACUAAUAUUGCAGAUCGUGAAAUUCACGUACAUAUAUUGAAGGCUUCUCAUCCUGAAAAUAAUUCUCACAGUCAUAAUAAUAAUAUAUCAAGUAUUAUACAUUCUCUACGUUCAACACGACUUGUUGGUCAAGCUGGACCUGUAUGUGGAUUAGAUCCAGAUUUUUGUGCUCGACCACGUUCUAUUGGAGCAUUUGCUUGGUCCGAGACAGAUGUUACUAAAUGGCCUAUUUGUGAAUUACCUGAUACUGUACCAAAUAUGGGUGGUUAUGCACCACAUAUGGAAUGUCAAGUAACUGGUCAUCCAUGUUGUUUAGGCAUAAAAGGUGAAUGCAUUAUGACUACACAAGAACAUUGUGAUUUUGUUCGAGGAUUUUAUUAUCCAAAUGCUGCACUAUGUUCACAAGUAAAUAAAUUCAACUUGAUAAUAAUGACAAUUUAUUUUUGAGAAGUAAAAUUGUUCCGUUUUAUCCCCUCACCCAUACAUUGCAACAAUGUAAGAAUGUUUGAGAUUUGUUUCUUCACUGAAUACAAAAUAUUACUUCAGGACUGAUCUAUGUCAACGCAUAUUGUGACUGUUGGGAAUAGGUUAGCCCAGCAUUUUAUUUUUUGAUGUGAUGUAUCUCGACGGAGAUUUAAGAAGCUCGCUUUUUAUUUACGAAUAUAGCACCAUCUUUGGGACAGGCUAGAUAAUCGGCUGUUUGUCGUAAAGAAGAAGCUGUUCCACUCGUAUUGCUUUAAGGCUGUGGGAUAUGGUUGAUAAAAGCGAAAACUCGCGUAGGUUGUAAUGAUUUGAUUAAAAGUGUCUACAAAUGUUCCUUACAUCUAAUGAAAUUAUUAAAUGCGUAAUGCUGAGUUUUGCGUACUGUUUCAUUUAAAAAUGAAAAGCUGAUCAGUGAGGUUGUAAUUCAUUAUUCGUUGAGUGUCUUCUAUGUCUCCCUAACUUUUUUAGUCUGACUUUUCUUCACUUCUUUCAUGGUAGCUGGGUUUAUUUUCUCUUUUGUUCUUACAAGAAUUAUCUACACCCAUAUUCUCAUAAGUUGAAUUUCUUUACUGAUCUCUUUAGUUAUUACUAAUAUUAAUUACGAUUGUUUCUCUGGUUUUAGGUGAAUUGUUUAAAUCAAAUUUGUGGUAUGUCACCUUUCAUAAAUAAUGAAUACCCAAAUCAAAUGUAUCGAAUAUUCACUUCAUUAUUUCUCCAUGCUGGGUAGGGUUUUAUCGUCAUUAUUUGCUUUCAAAUUACAGAAUUGUAUUUAAACCGUAUAACUAUAUAUGUAUGAUAUGAAAAUACUUUCUAUCAAGAACUGACAUCCAGCUGAGGAAUCAUUGAAAAUUGGAAUGUUCCAAACGACUAUUUUGUCAUACAUUCUCGGUUAUCUUUAUGUUCCAGCAAGAAAUUGUGACCAUUGGGGUUCAUUCAACUUAGGUAAGAGACAUAUCACAAAUGUUGUAGUGAACACGAACACGAGUGGGGACAACCAAAUGUAUUUGAACACAAAAUUACAGAAUCUCUUAACAAAAUCAGAGAACCAUGCAAUAGAUUCUUCAUUUGCAAAAUGUCAGUCAGUCGUCUCAGACUUUACUGUUCCUUCCUUUCCACACCAAUAAAUCUCUGUUUUCAUUCUCUUUUCUUUGAUCUCCUUGACCUUCUGCCGCCAGACAUUUCACUUUCGAUCGAUCAUACAUACUGCUUAUAUCUGUCGACAUCAGUAGCACACACCACAAUGGUACUGGAUGGCGUUCUCUCUGUAUCGUAAACUAAUUAAAGUUAUAGAUGUGAACAAUGGAAUAAUAACCUGGGUUCUUAAAGGCAUCUUGAUCCCUUGGAUGUAUGAAAGUUUUGGGUUCGAUUUUCUAGUCGGAUUACUCACUGUUGGGGAGUUUGUCUUUGAGAAAAAAAACAUCUGCAUACUUUAUAAUAAAUGCUGUUUAUCUCAAAUCAGCUGAAGAACAACAUCCAAAUUGAUAAGAUGUCAUGCAUAAAAGCUUAUGAUUGCCAGCUAACACGAGAUCCUUGUCUAGGAUUUUCUGUUGAGUGCCUCUUAUCACCUAACAAUUAUUAUUUCCAAAGAACUCGUGACUAAAUAAAAAAAUAUAAAUCAGUCAACACAGUUUUAUUCACUAGACAAAAUAGACAGAUUGAUGUUACAUUUGACUGCUUUAACUUGCUUUAUUCAUAAAAGUGUGCAAAUAUGAAGUCGGAUUGAUAAGAAUCAAUUGCAUAGACAUGCAAACUGAAAACGUAAUAAAAAUAGCGAGUCAGCCGUCUUAUCUUAAUGUGACAUCAUGAUCCAAAUCCUCUGAGCAAAAAUUGUAGACCGUAGUUUUACUCUUGGUAAGCUUUAAUAGCAUCAGGAUCUACCUUUCAAUGGUAAGCAAAAUCAUGAUUCUUCCAAACUGAAAACAUUGGUCAUUCACCGUCCGAACUGUGAAAUUUAAUGAUUGUUUGGGACUGUGUUCGAUACAGUUAUAUCACGUAAUGACUUACCGAAGUAAAAAAUGUCAGUUUCUUCCUGAAUACUUUUUCCAUCCAUGUGCUAUCGAUUUUUUUCUAGUGUAUUACAUUUAAUCUUGUCCCUUGGUGUUCAAAUGAUUUUUAUGCGAGACUUGGAAAAAAUGAUUGGUUGGCAUCGUAUCACUUUAGUGUAUAUUUUAUCCGGUUGUAUUGGAAGUUUAACAUCUGGAAUAUUCUUACCAUAUCAAGUAAGUCAUUUGAUUUGAUUAAUAAAUGGAUGUAAACCUAGAUUUGUUUAAAAUAAUUAAAUCUAAAUAAACACUGAAGAGGAUUUGUUGCUCUAGUAGAUGCUUUUGGUAGUGUUUAAUUCCGAAACUUCUGUUAUCCCUAUUGACCAUAUCACUAAUCCCUUCACUUAGAAGUGAGCUUUCUGAUUAUUUAAUGAACAUUAAAUCAUUCUAUCAUGAUGGCUAUCUACCAACCAGACAAGAAAAAAAGAAAGAAUAAAGUCUCUAAGGAUAUGAAAUUUGGUCUGUUUAACUGUCUAUCCGUUCGCUUUUAUGACCAAACAAAAAUGUAGUUUUAAACGUUAAAUUAAAAGCUUAUUCCCAAUAAAUAAGGUGAAUUUUUUUCGAAUUCGGUAACAAUUUGCUGUACCUUUUACCUUAAUUAUUUGAUCUUAUCUGUCUCGAAUAGCAUGGGAUGGAUUUUCUUGAGAAAUACGUUUGUGUGUUGGAGUUCCAACAGAAGAGUUUCUUCAAUAAUUUUAGGUGACUAAAAUUAUAAACAUUAUUGAAUAGAAUUAUGACUAAUUAAUUGUAUUAAAAAUGUAAUCGUUUGUAAAAUAAAGUUCUAUCUAUUUUAAUGUUUGAGAUCAAUUGAAGCUAGACCACCAUGGAAAACCUGUAUACGGCUAUCCAGUGCUUCCAGGUUUUCCAUGAUGGUCUAGCUUCAAUUGACACAUGAUCUCAACUAUUAAAAUUAAUAUAAUAUCCACAAAAUCCACUACCGAUUCUAUCUAUUAGUUUUUUAAAAAAACCCAAUUAUUUGAUGAGUUCAAAAUGAGGCAACGAAUUGACAUCCCAGAUUAAAUUUAUUUUACCUCAUCAGAAUGGAGUUAGAAUAUGUAAACAUUAACGAGGUAAUUGAUUUCUUGAUAUUACGUUGUUCUAUUCCUUUAGAAAAUGGAAGUAAUUAAUGACAAUAUGACUUGGAGAUGUACAGAAUAUCGUAUAAUGAGGUGUAGGUUGUGUUGCCAUAUGAACUAUGGAUCGUACUUCUAAGCGUAUGAUUGAUUGACGGAGAGAUGUGCGGUUCGAGUUUUAAACGUUAACUGCUCUAACCUAAAAUAUCACAACAGUUAUUCAAGUAAUGAUUUUAAAAUUUAGUUGUUCACUAAACCUAUCGACUUCAUACUUGCAAUUUUAAUGAGAAUUCGAUUAGCUAACUUAAAAUUAACCCGGCUACACAUAUGUGACUGUGACGACGGACCACCGGUGAACUCGAGGAAGCUGUAAGAGGCACAGAAGAAGCCGAAGACGUCCCAUCCAAUCACCUUUCGGAAGAAUGUUCUAGAAUUCCAAUGUGUAGCUUCUUGAUUGGAUAAUGCUAAUAACCCACUGUAUGCGGAUUGGAAGACUAAUGAUGAUUUCGUUCUCACUAAAAACUAUAAAUACCUGACAAUUUUGUACUAUGAUUGACACUGUUUGGAAUAAUAUUCCUUUCGUUAGUCUUCUGUCUUCUUACUGGAAGGGUUUUGGUGUUCUAGUGCUCAGUUAUUCGCGAUAUAUCGAAAAAUCAGCUUUUUCAAGAUAUAACAGUGACACUAUGCUUCCUAUGGACGAAUUUCAUAUAUGAAUGUCACCCACCUAAAAUGACUAAUCUAACACAUAUUAAACAUAUUCAAAUGAAGAAUACAUCAUUAGUCUGACUGAAACGUAUUGUGUUAUAACAAACAGCAAGGUUAUGGAAAUAUAUGACAAGAUACAGAAGUUUCAUCGUGCGCAACCAUGACCCAGAUAAAUAAAUUAUUUUAUUUAUUACAUAACUACUAGUACAAAUGAAUAAAUUAGGGUUAGUAAGUAUAUAAAAAAUUAGGAUAGUCGGAUAACGAAUUAUGAACUAGUCAGAGAUUGAUUCAAAAAAUUAAAUGGCUACAUAAUUAAACACCAAUCGUUCUUACCUACUUGCGCCUGUUACUCCUAAUGGAGCAUAGGCCGCCGACCAGCAUUCUCCAACCCCACUCUGUCCUGGACCUUCCUCUCCAGUUCUAUUCAAUUUUGUUCGUUCUUCUCAUGUCUGUUUCCAUUUCUCGACGUAAUGUGUUCUUUGGUCUUCCUCUUCUCCUUUGGCCAUGAGGAUUCCAAAUGAGGGCUUGCCUUGCGGCGCAGUCGCAUGCUUUCCUCAAUGUGUGUCCUAUCCACUUCCAGCGCUUCUUCCUGAUUUCUUCCUCCACUGGUAUCUGGUUUGUUCUCUCCCACAGUAGGUUGUUGCUGAUAGUUUCUGGGCAACGGAUCCGAAGUAUUUUGCUUAGACAACUGUUAAUAAACACUUGUAUCUUCUGAAUGAUGGCUUUCGUAGUUCUUCAAGUUUCCGCCCCAAACAGUAGAACUGUCUUGACAUUUGUAUUGAAAAUUGUGACAUUGGUGUUGGCUGACAGACAGUUGUUUUGAGUUGCAGAUGUUCUCCAGUUGUAGAUAUGCUGCUCUUGCUUUGCCGAUCCGCGCCUUCACAUCUGCAUCAGAUCCAUCGUGUUCAUCAAUGAUGCUGUCCAGAUAUGUAAAGGUUUUUACAUCAUUCAAAUCUUCUCCGUCAAGUGUGAUUCGAUUGGCGCAUGCUGUGUUGUAUCGGAGAAUCUUGUUUUUCCCUUUGUGUGUGUUGAGACUUGCUGCUGCUAAGGCUGUUGCUACACUGGUCGUCUUCUGCAUUUGUUGUUGCGUGUGCGAGAGAAGAGCACCAAUUGUUCUUGGAAUCAUUUGAUGGGUUGUAUUGAUAGAAAUAUAUUUUUAUUCCCUAAUCAUUAGUUGCCAAAGUGUAGUGAACUAAACUACAUCAUUUUAUUUAUUCAGAUUGUUUCGAUCCACUUUUCUCUGAUUUAUUUAUUUGAACACAUAAAUAUUGGUACAAGAGAGCGCCAAUAUAUAUGCGCCACACACUAUCAAAAUCAUUCAUGCACUCAAUUUGUUUUCAAUCUAGAGAUGUAUUUCGAUUAAAAAACUCAUUAUUAUUAACACUAUUAUUGAUAAACCAGUCAGUUUAUUUCAUUUUGAUUGUUUUUUUGUACUACGGGGAUUUUUCUUUUCCUUAGGUAGAAACUGGACCUACAGGUGCACAGUUCGCUUUACUUGGUGUCACUUUAGUUGAUUUUAUACAUUGUUGGAAUUUUUUAGCACAUCCAUGGUAUGCAUUACUAAGAAAUAUUUUACUGGUAUUUAUAUUAUUCACAUUUGGUUUGUUACCAUGGAUUGAUAAUUAUGCAAAUGCUGGUAGUUUUCUAUCUGGUAUUUUAUUAUCAUUUAUUUUAUUACCAUUUCGUGGUUUCAUUUAUCCACCUGUAUCUCUUAGUGCAUCCAUAGCUACAUCAGUUAAUCAAAAUAUAUUUGAUAAUAAUUAUUAUAAUACACCUAUAACAUCACCAACAACACCAUCUAUUCUAUUUAAUUUCAAUUUACCUGAUAUAAAUCGUAAAAGUUGUACAUCAUUACAACAUCAUUCCUCUAUGCAUCCACAAUAUCUUCAACAACAAUUACAAUUACAACAACAAAAUUCUAAAUGUCAUCAUCGUUGUUUUAUUAUUAUAUUAUGUUCCAUUCUAUGGUUAAUAUUAUGUAUUGGUUUAAUUCUUAUGUUUAUAUGGGGUCCAAUUAUUAAUUGUCGAUAUUGUAAUUAUUUUACAUGUUUACCAUUAACAUCAAAUUUUUGUGAUAAUUUACAAGUUAAUGUAAAACAACGAUCUGAUUGUAUUUUACCAAAUUGGAUUUAACACAAUUUAUUUUGUAUCAGAAUUAUAAUCAUUUCAAUAAUUGCUAUCAUAAGUCAAUUGAAGCUAGAUUAUCAUAGAAAACGUGGAAAUGACCAUCCAAUGCUUCUAGAUUUUCCAUAGUGCUCUAGCUUCAAUUAACUCAUGAUCUCAAUUAUUGAAAUUUUCAUAAUGUACAUCUUCAUUAUACAAUAUUGAUCAAAUAUCAUGACGUUUUAACAGAUACAUUAAAGUAAUUUGUUUUUUAUUUUAUUAAAAUAAACUAUUUUGGGAAAACCAUUUUUUAGGUAUCUCUUCUUCCUUUGUGUGUGCGUGCAAAGACACCACUUUUGUUUGUAUUGUUGAAUAUUCAGUUUAUAAAUAUAAAUUUCGUAUAUCAUAUUGUGAUUGCUUUUAUCAUUAUAAUUUUAUGAUUAUAAAAUUUCUGUUCUUAAAUUGAAUUAGGAUUGUUGUUAUCUUAUACUCUAUAUUUUCUCACAUACUAAACUGUAAGCAUAUUAUAGGGAAAAUAUUUAAUACUGAUGAUAUCUCCCCAUUGAAAUGACAGACUUGAUUUUAAUCAGAGAGGGAUUCUGUGGAUAUUAUAGUAGUUUAAUAGUUGAAUUCAUGAGUCAAUUGGAGCUAGACCACCAUGGUGGGUGGUGACGCGAAUUCCUGGAUUGUUAGAAGUUACACAUUAACACCGUUAGAUGCUGGCUCAGUGGUCUAGUUGUUAAGCGACCGCACGCGAGACUGAUAAAUCCUGAGUUCGAAUCCCGCGUGGUAGGGUCUUGGAUGCACACUACUGAGGAGUCACAUAUUAGAGUGAAACGGCCGUUCAGUAUUUCCAGGUUUUAAACGGUGGUCUAGAUUUCAUUUUGUAAAUCAAAAUUUGUUCAUAAAAAGACACUAUAUAUGUAUUUUCGAGUUGUCAAAUCAAUCUAGCUUAGGCGAAGAGAAGAAACGUAGUUCCGUGUCCACAUGCUUGAUAAUACUUACUCCUGUUACCCCUCGUGGAGGAGCAUAGGCCGCACACCAACAUUCUCCAUCGAACUCUGUCUAUCCUUUGUAGUUACUGUUAUAUCCUGUGAAGAUUAAGUUACAGGUAACUUCCGAGGGCUAUUCAUGGACUAAUAUUCUAUAAAUAUUCUUAUUGUAUAACUAUUCAACAAUUACAUUAUGUAUAUUUAUAUUCCUUUUAUGAUAAGCUUUAUUUUGACCCAUAACUUAUUAUUGUACGAUUUACGGUUCUUAAGUUAUGUUCAGUUUAUUAACUAAUGCCUCCCACAUUCACAGCCACUUUUUGGCUUAUUUGUGUACAAAUGUUAUUUCCUAUUUUAUGGUACGUUGCGGUCUGUCUGGUUGAUAUAUAAACCAAGUAUGCCUGAAAUAAACGAUCUGCUCUGAUUCGGAAGCUGGUAUUGUGU
This is a messenger RNA of Schistosoma haematobium, 9905 nucleotides long. RefSeq names its product Inactive rhomboid protein 1. The record is from RefSeq and is a predicted model, not a curated record. The transcript has 8 exons. The coding region runs from base 990 to 2513 and encodes 507 amino acids. Gene Ontology annotation, molecular function: serine-type endopeptidase activity. Gene Ontology annotation, cellular component: endoplasmic reticulum membrane. Gene Ontology annotation, biological process: regulation of epidermal growth factor receptor signaling pathway; regulation of protein secretion. NCBI's taxonomy places the organism in Eukaryota, Metazoa, Platyhelminthes, Trematoda, Strigeidida, Schistosomatidae.